AUGCGUUUACGUUUACCUUUCAGGGCCUUGACUAAGAGAAAAGCCCGACCAAACCUAUCAGGAACAGCAUCCUCGGUAGAGAAGGAAGACAGUCAGCGGAUAACCUCAGAGUCAACGUUAUCGAGACCUAACUCAGCUCUUCCUCCGCCUGUGACGCACGAUAAUCUGUGGGAACGAGCAGAGAAGAAGUUGAAGGCAGACAAAAAGAAAGAAGAGCUUCUCCAAGAAGCCACCAAGAUCCUCGAGGAUUGGGGGUUGGAUAUUCAGCUAGGUGGGGGCGAUGGGUACAAGAAGCUUUGUGGCUUUCUCGAGGAUCGAACAACCGAUCUGAAAGAAAAGCAGUGGAUGAUUUUUGACCACAAGGUCUCCCUGCAAGGCCAUGUUACCGAGGUGAUGAGAAACAUCUUGGCGGUGAAAGAUGUGAUCAAUACUGCAACUUCCUCAAGUCCUCCAGCUGCAAUAGCCUGUGCGGCUGUGACAGUUAGCCUCUUGCUCUUCAUCCAAGCGGUCGAACAAAAGGAGAUUCUCCUUCAGGGUUUAGACCAAACAUCUGCGAUAAUCCUUCGUAUUCACAAGAUGGAUGACCUCUACUUGCACUCCAAUGAGGCUUCUGACGAUUUAAUUGAAAGGUUCAAGGAGACAUUGAUUUCUUUAUGCUGCAAAUUACUGGAAUUCCAGGCCCAGGCGCUGUGCUUCCUUAAUAAGAGUUCCUUUAAUCAGUUUAGAAGGGGGAUGCUGAAAAAGGAUUCCUGGGAUUCGCUACUCAAAGACAUGCAAGAGCUUGAAAUCGAAGCUGGGAAAUUCACAUCUCUGAUUGAAGCGGACGAGCUGAAGUCGGAAAGGAAAAAGCGGGAAAGGGAGCUCCAAAGUGCCUUUGAAAAGCACCAGAUUUGGCAAACAACAUCAGAGCGGGAUAAGCAGCUGAAAAACUUUUUCCAGCUCCUCUAUACCUGUCCGUACCGAGAUCGAAAGGACAGAAACAGGACACGCGUAGCUGAGACUUGUGAAUGGUUUACCAGCCACCCUCGCUUCCAAGAAUGGAACGAGAGCGCCGAGUCAAGUCUCUUAUGGGUUUCGGCAGACCCGGGAUGUGGAAAAUCGGAUGAUUAUGACGAUCAAAAGAGCUCUGCGAGUGCCCUCUCGAGCCUCUUACGCCAAGUCCUCAUGGCCCACCCAAGCCUUCUACCACAAUACGCUCUUGAAAAAUUCGACACAGACGGGCGUCAACUCAUCAGUUCUUCCAGAGAGCUGUGGAAUAUCCUGACGAGUGUCUCCUCCAAUCCAAAUGCCGGCGAGAUCGUCUUUGUGAUUGAUGCCUUGGACGAGUGCCAAGAUGACGAUCGAAAUCAGCUCAUUAAGGAAGUGAAAGACUACUUGAAUAAGAACAAAGACCACAGGAUCAAAUUCUUGAUGACGAGCCGGCCAUAUGACCACAUACGCAGUGCCUUCCAGAAUCUCGAGAAAGAAUAUCCUACGAUUCGUUUGAACGCUGAAAAUGAAGUUGAAGUCGACAAAAUUAAACGGGAGAUAGAUCUCGUUAUUGCAAGCCGGGUUCGUGAAGUUGCCGAGCGCAAGUCGCUAGAGCCAAGUGAGCAUGCAUUCCUUCUGGAGCAGCUCACUAGCAUAGAAAAUCGGACCUAUCUUUGGGUGACCCUUACAAUGGAGUUCAUAGAGAAAAUUCCAGGCUUUACGAAAGGAAAUGUCCGCCGAGCAAUGAGUACUGAGAUACCAGAUAGCGUGAAUGACGCUUAUAGCAAAAUAUUAAAUCGGAGCCCAAACCAUGCUAAGGCGAGAAGGCUUCUUCACAUCAUCAUUGCCGCUAAGCGUCCACUUCUUGUGGAGGAAUUAUCACUCGCCUUAGCUGUUCAGAAAGUCGAUCAAUCUGAUGAUCAGAUUGAAGAUGAAAUAGAACCGGUUGAGCGAUUCAAGAUCACAUUAAGAGACCUCUGUGGGCUUCUUCUGGUAAUCAUUGUGGGGAAAGUUUACCUCCUCCACCAGACAGUCAAAGAAUUUUUAGUUCUGGAUACUUCAUCCUCGGGCAGCAUCUCGGCAAUCAAUACCUGGCAACAUUCCCUUACACCAAAAGAUUCAAGCAAAGUACUUGCGAAAGUAUGUAUUUUGGGUCCUAAAUGCGGAUCCAGGGACGAGGCAGGAUUUUUUUGGAAUUAUUCAGUACGCUACUGGGCGGACCAUUUGCGCGAAGCUCACUCCUAUAAAGGAGAGGAAAUUACCACAACAGGAGCUUCUCUAUGUUCUCUGGAGACAAGGGAAGGUGGAAGAGUCCAUGAUGAAUGGGAUAAAUUGGGGCUUCCUAUUGCAAAAAUCCCUUCACCUUUGAUCGUCGCAUCUUACCUCGGACUUGAAGGAGUUGUUGAGUUGUUUCUUGACUCUGUGGAAACAGAAGUGGAUUCAAAGGACUCUGAAUAUCAACAGACUCCUUUCUCCUGGGCAGCAGAAAACGGUCAUGAGGCCGUGGUCCAGUUAUUUCUUCAGACUGGGAAAGUGGACGUUGAUUCAAAGGACUCAUAUCAACGAACUCCACUCUGCUGGGCAACAGAAAAUGGUCAUGAGGCUGUGGUCAAGUUACUUUCUGAUGCUAGCUUCCGGGUGGAGAAGGGUAGAUCAGCAGUUUCCCUCAUUUAG
Messenger RNA from Penicillium odoratum, 2643 nucleotides. RefSeq lists its product as uncharacterized. The coding region runs from base 1 to 2643 and encodes 880 amino acids. Lineage: Eukaryota; Fungi; Ascomycota; Eurotiomycetes; Eurotiales; Aspergillaceae. The record is from RefSeq and is a predicted model, not a curated record. The transcript is spliced from 3 exons. Gene Ontology annotation, molecular function: protein binding.